UACACCAUGAUAGCAUCCUUGCCUUGUUCCCGGAGUAGCAGGAAUUCCCCUACAAAUUCGGCAUUAAAUACGAUUUGAGUUGUUAGCUAAAAGUAGAUAUUUUUAGAUGCUCUGGAAUAUCAUUAUAAUUCUACAUUAUACAGACAUGUUUUGAAAACCUUAAAGAGACUUUUUUGCAUUUUUAAAUAAAUACAAGCAUAUAUUUUAAACACAUACAUAUAAUACAUUUAGAGCCGUAUAUAAAACACAGAUGAAAGUACAAAGAAUAACAUGACUCUGCAUGUAGCCAUCACCGAAUUCUGCAGUUAUCCGUUUUGUUUCAUGUUUACCCUGUUCACAUCUCUUCUUUUUUAUCAUUUUGAAACAAAUCCCAGACAUCUUAUAGUUUAAUGUAUAAAUAUUUAAGCAUGUAGCUCUAAAAGAUAAAUGCAUUUUUAAUUUUAGACAUAACAAUACUCAUUUAACACACAAAUUAAUGAUAAAGUCUUAGUAUUUUUAACUAUUUAAUCGGUGAUCAGAUUUCCUCUCAUAACUAUGCAUUUAUAGCUGUUUGAGUCAGAAUCCAAGUACGGUUCACACAUUAUGACUGCUUGAUGUAUCUCUUAGCUCUCUUUUGAUUUUCUAUGCUUUGGGUUGCUCCUUCCUUUCACCCUCUUUGUCUAGCUGUAUCUCUUGUCCUCCGUAUCACUCCUUUUCCUCUUGUAAUUUAUUUAUUUAGAAAUCAGUCUGUUUGUCCUGUAGAAUCUGAAUUUUGCUGACUGCUUCUCAUUGUGACUUCUAAUAUUUUCCUAUGAUCUCUGUAUUUCCUGUGAAUUGGUAGUUGUAUCUGGCUGUUUGAUUAAAUUCAAGUUUCAUUUUGGGGAAAAGACUACUCAGUGUAUUAUUUUAUAGAUAUCGAUUUUUAACUUUAAUCAUGUCUGUUCAAUAUCUGUUCAAACGGCCAUAUGGCUUUUAUUUUCUGAUAUGGCAUGAUUUUUGUAAUUUGUUGCAUGAUAUCAUGAAUUUGCCUCAUGGUUUCUCCCUUUUGACCUUUCAUCUGCUUUCAUUUCUAAAUGUGUUUUAGUUAAUGAAUAAAUUAACAUGUCAGUAAAUGUCACAUGAUAAUUCAUUAGCUCUUUGAAUAACUGAAUCCCCUUGGUCAUUGUUGGGAUCCUCUUUGUUUUGAUUUGUUUGGUUCUUAGAACUUUUGGCUAGUUCUGAAGGUGAGAGGUCAGCAUUUUCUGUAUUGGCAGAACCUUCUCCCAACCAAAUAGAUCCUGGUAGAAAAUGCAGAGUAUAGAAAAGAAUGUGUGCCUUCUACAUUUAGCAUGGUGAGAUCUAGAGCUAUAUCAAAUCAAGCCAGCCAAAUGGGCUGCUAAUAUUUACUUUGCAGGCUAGAUGGAUUUUGCUCUUUUAGAAUAGGCAUUGAUGGGAAAAGAUUCAAGGGACAGCUUGAAAGCUUGUGGACUCCUGGCUAUGGAAAUUUUAUACUUACAUAAAACUGUCAGUGAUGACAGGAAAAUAUAUAGCAGAACUGUAGUUCUGGAAUUGGCUUCUUAGUUAAGGAAGGAUUGCUGGCUCUGUGAAGAAGAAAAUGUAGCUUUCUUGUAACUCCUCCCAGUCAAUUACCCGCUGUAGGAAGGUCCUCUCCACCUUCUUUAGAAACGCUGUGGCAGCCUACAAGGCAUUUGUGUCUUUGAGACUUUGCUCCCUAAGAAGUAGUAAACUAAAAUGAUUACACUGUGUCAUGAGUGAAAUGUAUUGUCAGAAAGAAAACAAAAGACCUUGUAUGUUUGAAAAAUAACAUUUCCUGAUAAUUUUAUUUUUCUAAGGAUAACACUGGGAACUUAGGAUAACUGCUGGGAACUUCGAUUCUGCUUUUUGUUUAGCUACAAAUGAGAUCAGUGUUACAACAAAAAUUAUAAUUUUGUUUUAUGAAGAAAAACACCCACCCUAAGCAGAGUUCAGGGGAGGAGAGGUCAAGAGAGAUGGUGUGCUACUCUGAGUCCAGUAUUGUUUCUGGGGCCCUCCAAGUCAGUCAGAUCAAAGAGAAAGAAAGCAUGCAGAUUUCUAAAUACAUAAACAUUGAAGAUAUUACAGCUACGUCUACAUCUACGACUGGGACGAGCCAUCUUGUAAAAUGUGCAGAGAAGGAGAAAACCUUCUGUGUGAACGGAGGCGAGUGCUUCAUGGUGAAAGACCUCUCAAACCCCUCAAGAUACUUGUGCAAGUGCCCAAAUGAGUUUACUGGUGAUCGCUGCCAAAACUACGUAAUGGCCAGCUUCUACAAAGCUGAGGAGCUCUACCAGAAGAGGGUCCUGACCAUAACCGGCAUCUGCAUCGCCCUGCUUGUGGUUGGCAUCAUGUGUGUGGUGGCCUACUGCAAAACCAAGAAACAACGGAAAAAGCUUCAUGACCGGCUCCGGCAGAGUCUUCGCUCUGAGCGAAACAACAUGGUGAACAUGGCAAACGGGCCUCACCAUCCUAACCCACCUCCCGAGAACGUUCAGCUGGUAAAUCAGUACGUGUCUAAAAAUGUCAUCUCCAGUGAGCAUAUUGUUGAGAGAGAAGCAGAGACGUCUUUUUCCACCAGCCACUACACCUCGACAGCUCAUCAUUCCACUACGGUCACCCAGACUCCUAGUCACAGCUGGAGCAAUGGACACACUGAGAGCAUUAUUUCGGAAAGUCACUCUGUACUUAUGAUGUCAUCGGUAGAAAACAGUAGGCACAGCAGCCCAGCUGGGGGCCCAAGAGGACGGCUCAAUGGCAUGGGAGGCCCUCGAGAGUAUAACAGCUUCCUCAGGCAUGCCAGAGAAACCCCUGACUACUACCGAGACUCUCCUCAUAGUGAAAGGUAUGUGUCAGCAAUGACCACCCCGGCUCGUAUGUCACCUGUAGAUUUCCACACGCCAAGCUCCCCCAAAUCACCCCCUUCGGAAAUGUCUCCACCUGUGUCCAGCAUGACGGUCUCCAUACCCUCCAUGGCAAUCAGCCCCUUCGUGGAAGAAGAGAGACCCCUACUGCUGGUGACACCACCACGGCCACGGGAGAAGAAGUAUGACCACCACCCUCAGCAAUUCAACUCUUUCCACCACAACCCCGCGCAUGAGAGUAACAGCCUCCCCCCUAGCCCCUUGAGGAUAGUGGAGGAUGAGGAGUAUGAAACCACCCAAGAGUACGAGCCAGCUCAAGAGCCUGUUAAGAAACUCGCCAAUAGCCGGCGGGCCAAAAGAACCAAGCCCAAUGGCCACAUUGCCAACAGGUUGGAAAUGGACGGCAACACAAACUCUGAGAGCAGUAACUCUGAGAGUGAAACAGAAGAUGAAAGAGUAGGUGAAGAUACACCUUUCCUGGGCAUACAGAACCCCCUGGCAGCUAGUCUCGAGGCAGCCCCUGCCUUCCGCCUGGCUGAGUGCAGGACUAACCCAGCAGGCCGCUUCUCUACACAGGAAGAAUUGCAGGCCAGGCUGUCUAGUGUAAUUGCUAACCAAGACCCUAUUGCUGUAUAAAACAUAAAUAAACACAUAGAUUCACCUGUAAAACUUUAUUUUAUAUAAUAAAGUAUUCCACCUUAAAUUAAACAAUUUAUUUUAUUUUAGCAGUUCUGCAAAUAGAAAACAGGAAAAAAAAACUUUUAUAAAUUAAAUAUAUGUAUGUAAAAAUGUGUUAUGUGCCAUAUGUAGCAAUUUUUUACAGUAUUUCAAAACGAGAACGAUAUCAACGGUGCCUUUAUGUUACGUUAUGUUGAGAGCAAGUUUUGUACAGUUGCCGUGAUUGCUUUCCCACAGUAUUUCAGCAAAACCUCCCACAUUCGGGUUUUGCUGGCUUCUUGUGCAUUGCAUUAUGAUGUUGACUGGUUGUAUGAUUUGCAAGACUUGCCACUGUCCCUCUGUUUGCUUGUGGUUACACCCAACCAGUACGACUUGUAAUGGCACAUCCAUCCAAAUACUCUUCUCUUUCCUGAGGAGUUUUCUUUGCUUUCAGUAUAUGAAAUGAGUUGUGUCUACUCUGCCAGCCAAAGGUUUGCUUCAUUUGGGCUCUGAGAUAAUAGUAGAUCCAACAGCAUGCUACUAUUAAUUACAGCAGGAAACUGCAUUACGUCAUGUUAAAUAUUAGGAAGAAAGUAAUACUGUGAUUUAAAAAAAAAAAAACUGUAUUAUUAAUCAGAAGACAGCAUGCUCCUACUAAAAGGAGCUACCAUUUCCUUUAUUUUGAUUUAGGUUUCUGGACAAAAUGCAACAACCAUUUUAGGGAUAGCUUGGAAAAUGGGUUCUGAUUUGCCACCCGGUAAAUCCAGCACCUGCUAAGAGGACUCGGUGUCAUUUUGUCUCUGGGGGAUGAUACCACAGCUCAUUCAGAUGAGGAUCAAACCGUGGCUGAUAAAGGUGCAAUCAUUUCUGACUUGUCUUUUUCACUGAUUUUGGACCUGGAGGUUAGUUGUGUCUUCUCGGCUCCAGAAGAGGCAUGAGCUAACACCAAAAGCCCAACCUAAACAGCACACUCAGCAGUUGGUCUGAAAUAGUCCAAGCGUGCAAUGUGGUGACUGUGCCUGGUGGCAACUUGACAUCCUAGGGAAAUAUUGCUGUUGUAGAGUGAAGGAGGGAAUGCAUAGAAGACACGGGUGGAGAACAGCUGUGUGAUUUGGUUGAAAUGUUAAACCAUUUUGUUGACCACACCUCUGUUCCAUGAUACUUUUCUCUUGGUUUUCACUGUUGCCUUGACUAGGUCAUAACUAUGCAUGAACAUUUUUGUCAGGAAUGGCCAAUGUGCAUGUUGUUUAUGAUUCCUAGGAACCUGCCAUGAGUGACGGUCCAUCAGGAAAUGUCCAUAGUGUUGGGAAGAUCGCACCUUUGCUUGCAAAAGUGACCCCCACCUGUGUUCUGACCUCUUCAUUUACAGCCUGUGUCACCCUUUUCCCUCUCUCUUAAUUUUUGCUUUAUUGUCACAAAGCAAGUCUAAGAUUGGUCCUCAACUUUUUACGUUCUCUUGCAAUUGUAAAUCCAAGGAAUUUACAAUAUGAAUUAAAAAUAUUAGUAGGUAUUAAUAUUUAAAUAAGUGCUGGUACCGGGAAAAUAAGAGAAAUUUUUUUCAAAACAUAGGAUCCAUUUUAUCCCCUGCCUGAUAUCUGUGGGUUGGUUGGUUUGAUAUCUGUGAAAUCAGGGCUGGAGCUUUGCUGAGGUUCCAAGUAGUCUUCUAGGAGCCAUGUGGCACCGUGAGAAACAGGUUAGCAGGAGGUUCAGUGUCAGGCAUGAAGUCAGUGAGAGUACCUGCUUCUUGUUGCAGGUGAAUGGCAUCUAUUUCUUCACCAGAUCUCUAAGUUAAAAAUAAAAGGGAAGAAAUGACAUGCAAAGAGGUCUUAGAAGACAAAUGCAGGCUGGGCAUGAGUCAUACCAUUGAGCUCCUAUGUUUCUGUGAUCUAUAGGGGUGCCUGUCUUCAGGUCCCGAAGUUGCUGUGAGUACGUGGUAUCCCAAGGUUUCCUUCUUUGUUCACCUGCCACUUUCUCUGUGCUCCGCAGUAUCCCAGUUUGUUAACCUCCACAGAAGAGCUGCUGGCAAAUAGCAAGUGCUGCACUGAUAUCCCAAUGCUGUGCCAAUGAGUUAAGCUCAUGGCAGGUGGGAGAGAACAGUCAGCCCAAACUGGUUCUCUAAAUUACUUGAAUAUUGCCUUCGAAGGCCUUCCCUCAUCCUUUGACCAUUUCAGUUUAAAAAAUUCCCACCAUUUAUUAAAAUACAAAUUUUGAUUUCAGAGUCUUUGGGCAUUGGGGUAUUCAGAUAUCCCCUUCUGAAGAAUUUCAAGAACAAAAUAGCAUCUUCUAUUGAGAGCAAUGAACAACAUUUUCUUCAUUUUGAAAAUUGCUGUAAACUUUCAAAUGGCAAGUACAUAAGAAAAUUUAGGCCAAGAGGAAAUUUUCUUUCAACUUGAGUCUGGUCACUCACAGAGGUGGCAUUUUAGUUGGGACAGUCUUUUGUCUAUAGAAUAAGAGCUUCCCUUGACAAGCAAGGCCAGCUGACUGCUCAAGGCUGCCCGCUUGGCAACAGAUUUGUGUCCACAGGAACAACUCUGUGACGCUGAGUUGCCACAUUCUCAAGCUAUCUUGGGUUUUAUGGUAAUGGAAAGUGCCCAGAAGUUUAAAAAGCAACUUUGUUUUGUUUCCUGGGCCCCAAAUCGUAAUCCCAUUGAGGGGUAUGCAGUGGAGCAUAAUAUGUGCAAAAUUCCUUUAAUCAUUCUAGAUUCCUUUUCCGUUCCCCUCUCCCUUCUUGCCUGGUAUGACUUAAUUUUUUUUUUUUUUUUGAAGAAUGCCGGGACAGCCUCCUUCUCUCUAAAAAAUGGCGCUUUGCCUGGGUUGUAUGCAAAUGUACUCCACAACAGCAGUGUGUCACCUCUUACUGUUUCAGUGUGACUGUCGUGAGAUGGGUGGAGUUUAUCCAGGGUAACUUGCUCAGUAAUGAUUCCUUUUUUGGUCUGGGGUUGCAAGGUGCAUGGUUCACGUUGGUGAAAAUAAGGAAGGCUUGGUCUUACCUUUUAGUACUGGCUACAUCCCACCAGCCACAGAGAUUUCGAUCCCACAAAGACCCGUGAAACACUGCAAAGAAACGCAGACAAAAGGAAAUGGCCACAUAUCACAAAUUCUAUUAUAUAUUCUUUUGUAAAUACAUAUUGUACAUUACUUGGAUGUUUUCUUAAAUCAUUUACUGUCUUUAUGAGUUAAUGUCACUUUUUACUCUCUCAACUUACUGUAUAACAUUGUAAAUAACAUAAUGUCCUUUAUUAUUUAUAUUUAAGCAUCUAACAUAUAAAGAGAGUUGUUUUCAUAUAAGUUUAAGAUAAAUGUCAAAGUAUAUGUUUUUUUUUGGGUUUUCCUUUUCUUUAAAAUUAUGUAUCUUUUCCUUUUUUCUUUUUUUAAGAAUAAUUUAUUGUUAAGGAGAAAGAAUGUAUAUGCGAUUGGAACUGUCUGAAGAAUGCACAUUUGAAGGCCGCGAGGUACUGAUAAAACUAAAGAAUUUAUUAUCCAAAA
Messenger RNA from Loxodonta africana (African savanna elephant), 6998 nucleotides. It is a transcript of the gene NRG1, whose product is annotated as neuregulin 1. Bases 1914 to 3491 code for a protein of 525 amino acids. Lineage: Eukaryota; Metazoa; Chordata; Mammalia; Proboscidea; Elephantidae. The transcript has 10 exons. Gene Ontology annotation, biological process: nervous system development; intracellular signal transduction; cell differentiation. Gene Ontology annotation, molecular function: chemorepellent activity; protein tyrosine kinase activator activity. The record is from RefSeq and is a predicted model, not a curated record.